Portunus trituberculatus (swimming crab) is the source of this 1157-nucleotide messenger RNA. RefSeq lists its product as uncharacterized. The transcript has 4 exons. Bases 505 to 990 code for a protein of 161 amino acids. NCBI's taxonomy places the organism in Eukaryota, Metazoa, Arthropoda, Malacostraca, Decapoda, Portunidae. The record is from RefSeq and is a predicted model, not a curated record.
GUGGCCUGUGCGUAUGUGUGGAGUGUCUUGGUAGUGUGUGGGGAUGAUUUGGGUGUUUGAAGUGGUCUGUGCGUGUGUGUGGAGUGUCUUGGGAGUGUGUGGGGAUGAUUUUGGUGUGUGCUGGGUGUUUUAAGUUGUCUGUGCAUGUGUGUAGAGUGUCUUGGUAGUGUGUGGGGAUGAUUUUGGUUUAUGUUAGGUGUUUCUAAUUGAGUUAUGGAUUUAUUUGUUAAUAUUUUGAAGUGUUGCAUAGUGUUUUAAAUGUGUUUUGGGUUAAUGUACUCACUUCCUUUUGUUAGUGUUGUAUAAUUUCAUGGUAUGAUGGACGAAGCUGAGGUGGGCCUCCGCUGUGGCCAGGCAGUUCAGCCUUGCCGUCAACCCUCUAUGUGAUGAGUGAGUUGCCGGUUGAGCUGGAGUGUCCUGGUAUUGGGGGCUCGUCUGGCAUUGUAGACAACCAUCUGUGUAACCUUUUUGUGAAGAGGUCCGGUGUGACCCGUCAGGUUCCUGAUGGUGUCCGGCAUAGCGUUGAAGAGGUCCGCAGAAAACGACACACCAAUUUAUUUGAAGUCAGGGACGGAGAUUAAAACGGCCUUGAAAAACACCACACCCGUUUUGUCCACCGCCAUCAUCCCCUUCUCCCAGAUCAAGGACAAAGUGUAUUACAGUCUCACACAUAAGGAAGAGGUGCAAGCCAUGAGGGAGGCGGUGGAGGUGUGGGGGGGUUCAGCACGCUAUCAGUUCAUGCUUGGGAUGGGACACACUGGGACAGCCUGGGACCGUUGGUGGGAGCAAGACAAGGCUGUGGCAAUUCUGCGGAGGUUUGCCACUCAGACCUGUUGCCAUGUUACUAUUAUUGCACAUCCUAAGAAGCCUAUAGCCUCAGGGUUAGCCUCAGGGCAUGACGAGUCUUCACUCACGAGAGAGGGCACGAGAUUCAGACGUGCGCAGGAAGACGAUAAGGUAAACAUUGUAUUUUUUGUAGUAUUAACCUAACGUCAUAGUGCCAAAUUGAUUGUAUGUGUAGUUUAUAACUAUUAUAAUGUACUGAAAGUGUUUGUACAAGUGAAUAAUGUUACUUAUAAGAACUAACAUGGAGGUCAAUCUAACCAUUUAUAUUGUUCUCUUGCAGGCCAAACAUUUUUUUUUUUUUUUUUUUUUUU